Molecule: messenger RNA, 3587 nt
Organism: Fundulus heteroclitus (mummichog)
Lineage: Eukaryota; Metazoa; Chordata; Actinopteri; Cyprinodontiformes; Fundulidae
Product: integrin beta-1
Biological process (GO): cell adhesion mediated by integrin; cell migration; cell-matrix adhesion
Cellular component (GO): focal adhesion; integrin complex; cell surface
Molecular function (GO): fibronectin binding; collagen binding involved in cell-matrix adhesion; integrin binding
Source: RefSeq, a predicted model, not a curated record
AUUAAAAAAAAAAAGAAGCCCCCACCAGUGUUAUACUGGGAGCAGCAACGUGUUCAUACCAAGCUUUAGAUCCGCAUUUACUUCUCUUGUAACGAAGAGUUAACGGACUUAGUUGCUCCAGUAGUUUUUUUUAUGUUUUAACUGUUUUAAUAAGUCAAACAAAGCGAACCCAGUUAACAGUUUUAGCUAGUUUUUUUGCUCUGGGUAUCCGCUAAAAAAAAGGGACACUUUCUGGACCUAAUGUUGCUCUGAACCCGCAACAAGCCUCCAUAGAGCGACAGCUUAAGAUGAAUCUCCAAUUUCUUUUUAUAGCAGCUUUAUCAGCGCUCCUACGGGGCAGCUUGGCUCAGCAAGAUGGGAGCGAAUGCAUCAAGGCAAACGCCCAGUCGUGUGGGGAGUGCAUCCAGGUCUCUGAGACGUGCGGAUGGUGCGCAGAUCAAAACUUCCUCCCCGUUGGUACGCCCAAGUCGGCCCGCUGCGACGACCUGAAGUCGCUGACUGACAGAGGGUGUAAACAGAUCGAAAACCCACGUGGAAGCGUCGUCAUUAACAAGAACAAAGAGGUCACAGUCCGCAAGGACAAGUCUGAGAAACUGAAACCUGAGGAUAUCACCCAGAUCCAGCCUCAGAAAGUCACCCUGAAACUCAGACUUGGUGAGCCGCAGACCUUUAAACUGAAAUUCAAGCGUGCCGAGGACUACCCCAUUGACCUGUACUACCUUAUGGACCUCUCCUUCUCUAUGAAGGACGACCUGGAAAAUGUUAAGAACCUUGGCACCGACCUCAUGAGGGAAAUGAGGGAAAUUACCUCAGACUUCAGAAUCGGUUUUGGGUCGUUUGUGGAAAAGACAGUCAUGCCCUACAUUAGCACCACGCCGGCCAGGCUGCUGAACCCGUGUGCGGGCGACCAGAACUGCUCCAGCCCCUUCAGCUACAAGAACGUCCUGAAACUGACCAGCAACGGGGACGAAUUCAACCGCCUGGUGAGCCAGCAGCACAUCUCUGGGAACCUGGACUCUCCAGAGGGCGGGUUCGACGCCAUCAUGCAGGUGGCCGUGUGCCAGGAGCAGAUCGGCUGGAGGAACGUCACCCGUCUGCUCGUGUUCUCCACCGACGCCGGUUUCCACUUCGCUGGAGACGGAAAGCUGGGUGGGAUCGUCCUGCCCAACGACGGGCGGUGUCAUCUGGAGAACAACAUGUACACUAUGAGCCACUACUACGACUACCCCUCCAUCGCUCACCUGGUUCAGAAACUAAGUGAACAAAACAUCCAAACAAUCUUUGCUGUAACUGAGGAGUUCCAGUCGGUUUACAAGGAGCUGAAAAAUCUCAUUCCCAAAUCGGCCGUCGGAACGCUGUCCUCCAACUCCAGCAACGUCAUCAAACUCAUCAUUGAUGCCUACAAUUCUUUGUCCUCUGAGGUCAUUCUUGAUGAAGUUAAGCGGCCGGAGGGAGUUGAUAUUACCUACAAGUCCAACUGCAAGAACAACGUGGUGAAAGUGGGCGAGGACGGCCGGAAGUGCUCCAACAUCUCCAUCGGAGACGAGGUUUAUUUCCAGAUUACCGUAACGUCCAAGAAGUGUCCGUCUACUGCGAAGCAGGAGGUGAUUAAGAUCAGACCUCUGGGCUACAACGAGGAGGUGGAAGUAGUCCUGGAGUACAUCUGUGACUGCGACUGUGCUCAGAAAGGAGAGCCCAACAGUAAGCAGUGCUCCGAAGGCAGCGGGACCUUCGAGUGCGGAGCCUGCAAGUGUAACGAUGGACGCAUCGGGCAGACGUGCGAGUGCAGCAAAGACGAAGUCCGGACCGAGGACCUGGACGCCAACUGCCGAAAAGACAACGGCACGGAUAUCUGCAGCAACAGCGGCGACUGCGUCUGCGGAACCUGCGAGUGCAAGAAGCGUGAUAAUCCUGCCGAGGUUUACAGCGGCCAGUACUGCGAAUGUGACAACUUCAACUGCGACCGCUCCAACAACAAGCUCUGCGGAGGUCACGGCCGCUGUGAGUGCAGGAAGUGCAUCUGCGACGCCAACUACACGGGCAGCGCCUGCGACUGCUCCUUGGACACCUCCACCUGCCUCGCCCGAAACGGCCAGAUCUGCAACGGACGCGGAAACUGCACCUGCGGGACCUGCAGGUGCACCGACCCCAAGUUCCAGGGGCCAACCUGCGAGAUCUGUCCAACCUGUCCAGGCGUCUGUCCGGAGCACAAGAACUGUGUGCAGUGUCUAACCUUCCAAACCGGCGAGAAGAAGGACACGUGUAUGGAGGACUGCAAGAACUACCGUCUGAUUAGGGUGGAGCAGAAAGAGGACCUGCCGCAGCCCAACGACCAGCCCACUGACCAGUCCUUCCCGCGGGCCAUCUGCAAGGAGAGGGACGAGAAAGACUGCUGGUUCUACUUUACCUUCGCCGUCAGGAACGACACCAACGAGGUCCACGUGUUGGAGAAGCUGGACUGCCCAACCGGUCCUGACAUCAUCCCCAUCGUGGCGGGCGUUGUGGCGGGCAUCGUGAUGAUCGGCCUCGCCCUGCUGCUCAUCCUGAAGCUCCUCAUGAUCAUCCACGACCGCAGAGAGUUUGCCAAGUUUGAGAAGGAGAAGAUGAACGCCAUCUGGGACACAGGCGAGAAUCCGAUCUACAAAAGCGCUGUGACGACUGUGGUUAACCCGAAAUAUGAGGGCAAGUGAGGGAGCUUCUGGCUCCUUUGUGACGACACUGUACAUGGAGAAGAAAACGGGCCGAGGGGAGGAAACCAGGGGGGGGGGGCUUUAUACAACAAUGCUCACUGUUUGUCGCCAAAUGAUAGAGGUGCAUCCUGCCACUGUUUGUUUUCAUAACUUCUUUUGAUUUCCUGUUCUUCAUCUGUGUAAAAUGUUUUUUUUUUUUUGUUUUUUUUAUAAACCGGUCUUUUAAUGGAAAAGCUGUGCUUAGUCUCGCCGUAACGUUUUCUAGCUGAAGCCAUCGGCGCUUCUGUUCAGUCGCAGGUAAUCAUCAGUCCAUCACAGAAAGAAAUAAUAAUCGUCAAUCAAAGGUUUUAAGCUCGACCAAAGCUCUCCCUGUGUGUUCUGGCUCGUGUUCGCUGAGGAGCCUCCAUGUUGGAAAUUAAAUGUGUACAGGAUGUUUUUGGGCUCCGUGUAAAGCCAUAUAUGAACUUGCUGGACUGUUUGCUUUUUUUUUUGUUGUUGUUGUUGUUGUUUUUGCUGCAGCUGAACAAUCAGUUUUCUAUUUUCUGUGGCUGAAAGGACGUCCGUUUACAGUAGCUUUAACGUUUCAGGUCUUGAUUUAAACCCAACUCAGGUCCUUCAUUUCAGUAGCACCAAAUACAUGCCUUGUUUUGUUGCUAGAUUAUUACUUUAUAUGUUUUUUUUUUUUUUUUUUUUUUACUUGCCUUGAUCAAAUGUUUUAGAUCUAUAGAAAACAGGGGUUUUAAUUAAAGCAAAUACAAUUUUUUCCUGUUCUAACAGAAAACUGUCACCAGUGUUGUUGUUUUUUUAAAGUGCCUUUUUUCAUACGUGCAAACACAUUCAGGCAGACCUGUCAUCUCAAACUAUUUAUUGAAUAAAUCCAAGUGAUUAACCCCGUUA